Recurvomyces mirabilis is the source of this 2667-nucleotide messenger RNA. RefSeq lists its product as uncharacterized. The record is from RefSeq and is a predicted model, not a curated record. Bases 1 to 2667 code for a protein of 888 amino acids. Gene Ontology annotation, biological process: sulfur compound metabolic process; nitric oxide biosynthetic process; nitrate assimilation. The transcript is spliced from 2 exons. NCBI's taxonomy places the organism in Eukaryota, Fungi, Ascomycota, Dothideomycetes, Mycosphaerellales, Teratosphaeriaceae. Gene Ontology annotation, molecular function: sulfite oxidase activity; nitrate reductase (NADPH) activity; molybdopterin cofactor binding.
AUGUCAGCAACGAUAGCACCUACAGAAGAGGAGACGAAGCAGUUGCGUCGUGUGUCUGCAGAUCUACCUCCCACUCCACCAGAGUCAGAACAUAGCGACACGGAAAGGCAGGACUCGAACGAAACAUUAAAGACCGUCGGCGUCGAUAUCGCUCUUCCACCACCCACGUCGCCACCUAUAGCCGUCCUCGAGCCUGACAAGAAGACGCCAGAUGGCUGGCUACCCCGAGAUCCACGAUUGAUACGACUUACCGGCGUACAUCCUUUCAAUGUUGAAGCGCCGCUAUCUGACUUAUACAACGAAGGAUUCCUUACCAGCCCGGAACUCUUCUAUGUGCGAAACCAUGGUGCAGUGCCACAAGUCAAGGAUGAGGAGAUACCGGAUUGGGAAUUCACCGUGGAAGGCAUGGUAGAGCAUCCACUCAGGUUGACUUUCCGAGAACUGCUGGAGCAGUAUGACCAAAAGACAUAUCCUAUCACGUUGGUCUGCGCUGGCAACAGACGGAAAGAGCAGAACGUUGUGAGGAAGACCAAAGGCUUCUCAUGGGGUGCUGCUGGUGUUUCGACUGCGCUAUUCACGGGUGUGGUAUUGGGAGACCUACUAAAGAAAGCCAAGCCAAAACGUGGAGCCAGGUAUGUCUGUAUGGAAGGCGCCGACAAAUUGCCCAAUGGUUACUACGGCACAUCUGUCAAGCUCAAUUGGGCACUGGACCCAAACAGAGGUAUGAUGCUGGCGCAUAGGAUGAAUGGUGAGAUGCUACGGCCCGAUCACGGCAAACCGCUACGAGCGGUAAUUCCAGGUCAGAUCGGCGGCCGCAGUGUAAAGUGGUUGAAACGACUUAUCAUCACUGCCGAGCCUAGUGACAACUGGUACCACAUCUACGACAACAGAGUUCUACCUACCAUGGUCUCUCCAGAAGAGUCGGCGAAUGAUCCAAAGUGGUGGAUGGACGAACGCUAUGCUAUCUAUGAUCUCUCAACGAACUCCGCUAUUGCUUACCCGGCCCAUGAAGAACAACUAUGCGUCGUUGAUGCGCCAUCAAAUUAUCGAGUUAAAGGUUAUGCAUAUGGCGGUGGUGGGCGAAGAGUGACCCGUGUUGAAGUCUCGUUAGACAAAGGGAAAACAUGGCGUUUAGCGAAGAUCGACUACGCAGAAGAUCGAUAUCGAGAAGCUGGACCUCGACAAUUAUGUGGCGGUGAGUUGGACAUGGAGUUGCGAGAGAACUCAUUCUGCUGGUGCUUCUGGAACCUCGACAUAGCAGUUUCUGAGCUUAGCGAGGUAGGUGAUAUCUUCGUGCGAGCAAUGGAUGAAAGCAUGAAUUUGCAGCCGAGAGACAUGUACUGGAGUGUUCUGGGCAUGAUGAACAAUCCUUGGUAUCGAAUAACGAUCGCGAAAGAGGGCGAUUAUCUGCGCUUCGAGCAUCCUACACAGCCAGCUCUGAUGCCUGGUGGUUGGAUGGAGCGUGUCAAGAAGGUAGGUGGCGAUUUGACAAAUGGCUACUGGGGCGAGGAGAUCGGAAGCGACGAUAAAUCUGAGGUCGUGCUGGAAACGGCUAAGGAAGUAGUGAUGGUGAAGGAGGGCUUGAAGAACAUUGUUACGAUUGAUGAGUUACGAAAACACGACAAGGAAGACGGGCCAUGGUUUGUGGUCAAUGGUGAGGUAUAUGACGGGACGGCUUUCUUGACUGGUCACCCUGGUGGUGCGCAAAGUAUCAUCUCUGCAGCAGGGCUAGACACUACUGACGAAUUUAUGGCAAUACACAGCGAGACAGCGAAAGGCAUGAUGACAGACUACCACAUCGGCAGCCUAGACGAAGAAGGCCGUGCCGCCCUCUCAGGCGAAGAUGUCCAACCAGACCCCUCUGCCACACCGUCACCGACCUUCCUGGACUCCCGAGCCUGGAAGAAAGCCAUUCUACAUACCAAGACAACAGUCUCAUGGGACACCAGAGUCUUCACCUUCAGACUCGAAAACGACGAGCAAACCCUCGGACUACCAACAGGGCAACAUCUCAUGAUCCGACUCCGGGAUCCUGUGACACGGGAAGCGAUCAUCAGGAGUUACACGCCCACAUCCGAGACCACGAAAGCAGGAUACAUGGACGUCCUGGUAAAAGUCUACUUCGACAGUAAAGAGCGGCAAGGUGGCAAACUUAGCCAGGCUCUGGAUGCGUUGCCCAUUGGCCAUUUUGUUGAUUUCAAAGGACCUAUUGGCAAAUUCGAGUACAGUGGAAAAGGUCUGUGCUCCAUAAACGGAAAGGAGCGAAGAGUCAAAAACUUCUUAAUGAUCAGUGGUGGAAGCGGCAUAACACCCAUCUACCAAGUCUUCCGCGCCAUGAUGCAAGAUAAGACCGACGAGACGAAGUGCGUCGUGCUGAACGGCAACAGACUGCUCGAAGAUAUUCUCUGCAAAGCGGACCUCGAUGCAUUAGCCAAGGACAACGAGGAAAGGUGUCGGUUAAUGUAUACACUGACCAAGGCACCGGACGAUUGGCAGGGUCUGAAGGGUAGGAUAGCGGCGCCUUUGCUCAAGGAGCAUUGCGAUCGCAGUGCGUUUGAGGAGGGAGGGGCGAUGGUGCUGAUUUGUGGGCCGGAGGCGUUGGAGAAGAGUGUACAUCAGGCGCUGCUUGAGAUUGGGUGGAAGGAUGAGGAUUUGCUUUUCUUCUGA